Podarcis lilfordi (Lilford's wall lizard) is the source of this 7558-nucleotide messenger RNA. Lineage: Eukaryota; Metazoa; Chordata; Lepidosauria; Squamata; Lacertidae. The record is from the annotation of a GenBank genome assembly.
CUUUCACCAGUUAUGAGGGCAGAGCAGGAGAUACCUGGAGUAGAAUUUCCAGAAGGCCUCAGGUUCAUGACUGCUGUCUACCAGAGAUCCUGACUUGGCUUUUCAGUUGGUCAAAGUAGGGCAGAAGGAGGGGAAGGGGCAAUCCCACUGCGAAACACCAAGCCCAUAAUUCUGCUCAAAUGACCAACGCCCAGGGACUGAAGGCUGGUGUUUGAUGCUGACAGACCGCUUUGGUGGCGUCCCAUAAAAACUGUCAUUCCAGGGACUCAGCCAUCAAGCAGAGUUCUGACUCUGCAAGUGAAGUGUGAGGCGGAAGGGCAAAUUUAUAAGCCAAGAAAUGCCUUUCAAGCAAGUAACGAGCAGGCUAAUGAGAAGCCAGGCAGGAAUCGCCACAAAUAUUAACGAGGAGAAAGCCUCGUAAAGGAGCUAACACCCCAAUGCUCAUGGUAUAAAAAAGCUCUAGGAAGGAGAUCAUCUGUCAGACUUGGGUUUCGUGGGUCUCUUCACUCAUUUCCUCCAUCUAGCUGCUCCUUUCAACCAUGGCUGCCACCACUGCCACUCGCACUUGCGGGUCUCUCAGGGGCCCUUGCCGGGUCACGACAAACUGCCACCCAAACAGCGCUGCCUCAGUCAACUGCCGGCCCGGGCCUUGCCUUCCUCCUCGCCGAUCCAGCGUCUGCCUGCCCCCUCCAGGCCAUACGGCCUCGUCUCUCCACAACAGCUGCCGAAGUGGGGGCCACAUGACAUCUACUCGCCUUCCACCUCCUAGCAUGGGCUCCUCUUGUGUCCCUCCACCCUGCAUCCCUCCUCCUGCUCGCCCUCUGAACUGCUACCCUGUCGGCCACAAUGAAGGGAUCCUCAACUGCAAUGAGAAGGAAACCAUGGAGUUCCUGAACAGCCGCCUGGGGAACUAUCUGGAAAGGGUGCGCUGCCUGGAACAGGAGAACGCUGACCUGGAGUGCAAGAUCCGAGACUGGUACGAGUGCGAAAAUGCUUACGUGUGCACCGACUUCAAACCUUUUUACUGCAACAUUGACGAGCUCCAGCAACAGGUAAGGAAUGGCUCAUGGGGGCCAGGGGGGUCUUGCACGAUUAUCCAGUUCCAUGGAAACUUUGGUUAUUUAUGGAGUCUUCUGGAUUUAUUUGGUUUUAGAGUGGUUUUAGAGUGCGGCAGUAAGACUGGUGACUGGGAGCAGCUGCCGAGACCACAUAACACCGGUCCUGAAAGACCUCCAUUGGCUCCCAGCACAAUUCAAAGUGUUGGUGCUGGCCUUUAAAGCCCUAAGUAACCUCAGCCCAGUAUACCUGAAGGAGUGUCUCCACCCCCAUCGUUUAGCUCAAACACUGAGGUCCAGCUCUGAGGGCCUUCUGGUGGUUCCCUCACUGCAAAAAGUGAAGCUACAGGGAACCAGGCAGAGGGCCUUCUCAGUAGUGGCGCCCUCCCUGUAGAACACCCUCCCAUUAGAUGUCAAGGCAAUAAGCAACCAUCUGACUUUUACAAGACAUCUGAAGGCAGUCCUGUUUAGGGAAGUUUUUCAUGUUUGAUGCUUUAUUGUAUUUUUAAUAUUCUGUUGGGAGCUGCCCAGAGUGGCUGGGGAAACCCAGCCAGAUGGAAUUAUCAUUACAAGGAAAGGGUGAGAGUCAUUCUGUCCUUGCUUCAGAUCUGCCCUUUGAUGCAAGCUUUAAAGGGGUAGCUGAAGACUCCUUUUUUAACAUUUUAUUUAUACUUUUCAGGUUUAUACAUUUCACUAAUUUUACAAUCAUUUUCACAUUUCAAAACUUGACUUCCUCCCCCCCACUUUCUGCAGUUCCUUAAUUUUUUUCCAAUAUCUUCUGCAUAUCCAAAUUAACUUAAUUUGCUCAUUUACUCAUCUACUUUAAAUAUAUACUCUCAUAAAACUUCAGGUUAUUACCACAAUCCUGCCAAUGUUCUUAUCUGUUUACAAUUUGGCUGUAAAUAUUCAAUAAACAAAUUUCCAUUCUUUUAUAUAUACUUUGUUAUCUUGAUUUCUUAUUCUUCUGGUAAAUUUUGCCAUUUCUGCAUAUUCCAUAAGUUUUUGUAUCCAUUCUUCCUUUGCUGGGACUUCUGCUUCUUUCCAUUUUGGGGCAAGUAAUAUUCUUGCCACUGUAGUUGCAUACAUAAAUAAGUUUCUAUACAGUUUAGGUAGUUCUGUCCCUAUAAUUCCCCAAAGAAAAGCUUCUGGGUUGUUUUUCACAAACGUUAUUUUGAACAUCCUUUUCAAUUCAUUAUAUAUCAUUUCCCAGGAAAGGAAAGGAAGGAAAUGAUGGGAAAUAAAGACUCAUUUCUUGCCCCCUUCAGGUGUCUGCUCCCAUGCCAUUAAGGCAAGCAUAGGCAAACUCUGCCCUCCAGAUGUUUUGGGAAUACAAUUCCCAUCAUCCCUAACUAACAGGACCAGUGGUCAGGGAUGAUGGGAACUGUAGUCUCAAAACAUCUGGAGGGCCGAGUUUGCCUAUGCCUGCCUUAAGGCAAAAGAAAGUCACACAUUGCAAUAUGGAAUUUGUUCUCAUGGUGUAGUGAUGCCCAUCAACCUGGAUGUCUUUAAAACGGGAUUGCACAAAUUCAUGGAGAAGGCAGCUCUCAGUGCCUAACUAGCCAUGAUGAUGACUAUGUUCUCUCUCUGUUCUUGGAGGCAGCAGACCUCUGAAUGCUGGUGGCUGGGAACCACAAGUGGAGAGGGCAUUGUUGCAUUCAGGUUCUGCUUGUGAGCUUUCUAUAGAUAUCUGGUUGGUCACUUCAGGUACAGGAUGCUGGGCUCAAUGAGCCUUUGGCCUGAUCCAGCAGGAGCUAUCCUUUGGUGAUGCUCUCCAUCUGCUCCCGCCUAAUCCAUCUGGCUGGAUUAAAAUGAAAUAUCUCUGGGGGGUUUCUUUCCAGAUUUGCUGUACUAAGGCUGACAAUGCAAGACUCUGCCUGGAUAUUGACAAUCUCAAAAUGGCUUCUGAUGACUAUUGCACCAAGUAAGAUAUUUUUUUGGCGGAGGGGUGGAUCAAAGCUAGCCAACCACUCUCAUCCUGUAUGUUGUCAUACUCCCCCCACCCACCCAUGGUAUCAUUCAAACCAGCCUGUGUUACUAUGAUUCCCAGGAAGAGAACAGGGGCUCACCGAUAGCAGUUUUGUAGGGAAACCAGGCUGAAAACAGUGGCUGCUGAUAGUACUAAGGGUUGCCAGAUCACCACUUUCAAGCUAAAUUAUUAUUGGGAAGUGUUGAUGUCUCUUCUACAAAGACCCAGGCAGUUCUAAAAUGAGGGCUGUUUUGCUAAGAGAUAGCCAGGAGCGCUAAUAAGGCAAGCUUCCACAUUAAAGGGGGAAGUUCAGUGGAACUCAGAUUAAAAUUCCGUUUGGAAGUCCUCUGACAACUGGCUGUACAUUUUUGUACCAGGAACAUAUCAACAUAAGCCUGAAAUCAUUCAUUGGUUUACAACAGGUUUAAGGCCCUAAGAAUAAUUGUCCAACUGUCCUGUCCCCCACAAAAACACAGAGAAUGCACACAUAGUAUCACACUCCUUGAUUUCAGAAAAGACACAUACAAAAUCACUCACAUUUUAGCAGCCCCAUAACAUAGCUGUUAACGUUUCCCUUUUUUUAAGGGAAAUUCCCUUAUUCCGAAUAGGAUUCUUUGCAAGAAAAGGGAAAAGUUGACAGCUAUGCCCCAUAAACAUGCACCAGAAAAGGCAUGGACACACAGACACACAUUUGUUGAUCACCCUGCCACCUAGAAUACAAAAGCUUAGGGCAGUUAUCCAUGUCUGCUUAGAGGUAAGUCUCCUUGAGGUGUGUGGCACCUACUCAAAGCAGAGAUGGAUCCAGAUCUGGCCCACCCUCCAAGGGCCAUCUUUGUCAGCUGGAUAGGGCAGCCAACCCAUCAAUAACCAGGUGUCAAACUUCAGAGGAGGAAUCGAGAGCACAUUUGUGUGCUCAUCAUUCUUCUUUUUCUCCUUUACAGAUUGACUUUAAUUUAAAUUUGGGACUGGAAAGGAAGAAUCAUUGAAGCUAGGGCUUGGUCCCAAGCUGGGGCUGCAAAGAUUCCUGCUGAAAAUAGGACUUGCUUUUGGUGUUUACUGCAAGUCCCACUCCCAGUGGGGAUUGUCUCCACACAGGCGCUGCUGAGCAGAAGCAAUCCCAGUGGCUUGCUGUGCUCUGGAUGAGCUUAGAGUCGCAGCAGAAAGCGAGAACUGCUGCCCACUGGAGCUUGGAUUGGUACUCAGCAGUCCUUGGUCCAGGUUUAACAUUCUGCCCUCUCAGCUAUGCUGCAAUAAUCUGUCUUUCCUCCCCCUGAAGGUAUGAUUAUGAGCUGAGUCUGCGUCAGAGGGAUGAGGCUGACAUCAAUGGCCUUCGGAGAGUGCUGGAUGACCUCACCCUAUGCAGGGCUGACCUGGAAGCUCAGCUCGAGUCCUUGACUGAGGAGAUGAUGUGCCUGAAGAAAAACCACGAGGAGGUAUGCCCCAAACAUCUCUUCUACCAAGCCCAGAACAGGUGCUGAACCACGGGUGAAGGAGCAUAGAUCUUUGGAGCUGGAAGUGCACUGGGAUCAUCUUCUAGUCCAUGGGUAGUCAACAUGAGGUCCUCUGGAUGUUGUUGGACUACAACUCCCAUCAGACCCAGUAAACAUGGCCAGUGGGCAGGGAUGAUGAGAGUUGUAGUCCAGCAACAUCCAGAAGGUACCACAUUGGCUACCCCUGGUCUAGUCCAGUUCACAUAAAAAACCAGGGACAUCUACCCACCCAGUCCACCUUGAGAUCGGUCUUCACAAUCUAGACCACCAACAGAGAUAAGGGCAUUCCAGGAUAAAUACAUGCAGAGUUUUGGACAACUUAUGCAACCAACCAAUACACAAUGGGUAAAGGGCAAAAUCCCUAAGGGUCACCAACCACCAGAGUAAAUUUCCAUCCAGUCCAAACUAUGGCCAUCUGUGUUCCCCUUCCACUGAAUCUCCCCAAAUCAAAAUUCCAUAAGGAUCCAAGUUCUAAGCAGGAAACCAGUUUGCAAUACCAGUCUACCAUCAAAGAGCCAACCAAAUUAUAUUCAGCAGUCCCUUUGAAUAAGUGAUAUGCAAAUGAUGAUAAAUGGCUCCAGAUAUACUCCCCUUGCCUUCCUCUUUGUCCCCUCCCGCAGGAGUCCUGUGCCCUUCGCUCCCAGCUCGGUGACCGCAUCAAUGUGGAGGUGGAUGCUGCCCCAUCUUGCAACCUCAACAAGGUCCUGGACGAGAUGCGUUGCCAGUAUGAGGCUGAUCUUGAAAAGAAUCGCCGGGAAGUUGAGGACUGGUACUGUACACAGGUAGGUCCUCCUCCUCAGUGGCCAAUUCCAUCCCAAUCAGGUGUCUCACUGACCAUCUUUCAUGGCAGAACUCCCGUGACCUUCUAAUUUCUGGGCUUUUUUGAAACAUUCACCAGAUGGAAGAGCUCAACAGGGAGGUGCUCUCCAGUGGAGAACAGCUGCAGUGCUGCCAGACAGAAAUCAUUGAGACAAGACGUUGUGUUCAAGCACUGGAGAUUGACCUACAGGCUCAGCAGAGCAUGGUGAGUAGGAAUCCAGAAUGCUCAGUGUCGGGUACGUUGUUCAACAGUACUAUUUGCAUGUUCACACUAUCUUGUGAAUCGUACUCCUGUCGUGCCUUUCCCCUCUCUCCUUCCAACCCAUUCUCUGCUCUACCCUCUAACUCUGAAGCUUCCCCUUCCUCUGACACUUGCAUCCAGGCUGGUAGAGGUCCCCACAAAUCACCGCCCCCGUCUCCCAAGUCAGACUCCAGACUCCCUUCCCCCCGUGCACACGCAUCAGCAUUUUGCCAGUCCCUGCCAGUGCCCUCCAGAUGUUAUUGGACUCCAACUCCCAUCUACCCCAGACAGCAAGGCCAAGGGCCAGGGAUGAUGGGAGUUGUAGUCCAACAAUAUUUGGAGGAUAUCAGGUUGGCUACCCUUGCAUUAUGGCACCAUUGUGUUUGUUUAGCUGUGUGAGCAGAACAUGCCCUGAUGAAUUUCUCUCUCUCUCUCUCUCCCUUGCCUUCUUCUCCGUCUCUCAGAAAGGGGCUCUGGAGGGCACUUUGCAAGAAACAGAAUCCCGCUACUGCACCCAGCUCUCCCAGCUCCAGUGCCUGAUCAGCAACGUGGAGGCCCAGCUGGCCGAAAUCCGCUGUGACAUUGAGCGCCAGAACUGCGAGUACAAGACCCUCCUGGACGAAAAAGCCCGUCUGGACUGUGAGAUCGCCACCUACCGCAACAUGUUGGAAGGAGAAGACUGCAAGUAAGUAAGAUGAGGACAGUAGUCGAUGCCAGAAUGGCCUCUUCUGGAUUGAUUUGGCUUUAGGCAUGUUAACCUCAACUCAGCUGUGAUCCAAUAAAGUGGGGUGGGGGGAGACAGAGAGAGCCUUCUGAUCCCAAGGUGGACCUUCCCUUCGGGUCCCCCUUCCAAGGGCCACAUGCCAGAGACAAAAGUGGAUGGAACAAUGAAUGCUGUCCCAGCUGCAACAGCUGGCAUUUCUAGGUAGGCAUCAGAGAGACCCAAAUCUGAAAUCCUAGAGGACUUCUGUUAGUCAGUGUAGACACCACUGAGCUAUUCCCCCCAGCAGAGGAUAGACAAGUUGAGUGGAUCCACAAGCACCAUACAUCCUGGAACUUGUACCUGAAACUUCUUCUUCUUUGGCGAUCACUCAUAGCCGAGUAAGAUUGUCUUCCAUAAACACGGUUUUAACAACUUACCUUUGCUGUGGUCCUAAGAGCAGCUAUUUGGAAACACCCAGUUCAAAUCAACGGAUGGGUAUUUUUGCAUCUUGAGGUUACAGCUCACUUCCUGGCCCUUUUGAGGAAUAACACUAACUCACACCAAGCUGUCGCUGUGAAAGCAUCCACAGCUCCAAGAACACAAGACCCUUUGCUUUAGCUCCUUAACAUGUGCUCUCUCCAUCUCACGUUGGGAAGCUAGCCUUCUCCAGAGACACACUCUUCUUGUCUAACCAUGGAUAUGUUCUUCUUUUCCAGGCUGCCCAAUCGCCCCUGUGAUCCAGAGUGCACGACCGCCAUUCGAUCAUCUGUCUGCCGGCCAGUUUGUGUGCCGGAGCCAGUCUGUGCCCCCGUCUGCCCACCAACCUGCAAGCCAUGUGUGCCCGUGGUGGAGCCUAACCUGGCUCCCUCAUGUGUCAACCCCUGUGGGCCAAAGUUUGUCUCAUGUGGCCCUCCACUCUGUGGCCCUCCUCCCUGUGGCCCACGUGGUCCACUGUGCCCGCCCCCUUGCGGCCCAUGCCCACCAGGACCACCAGGCCCACGGAUCAACACUAAGAUCUGCCGCAUGUGAAAUCUCAGCGCCUGGGCACCAAAUCCAUAGGCAACAUGGAACAGACGAGGACCUGAACCUAGAGGGGAGGGGGAAUUUAUGUACUCCUAUCCUAUGCUUAGAAAACUCCUCUAGGAACCUUGCUUAAAAAGUUAGGCACAUUCUGCCUACAAGGUGGCUCUGGUAGCAUGGUUCCUCCCUUCCCUGCUGCUUUCACGCUUUCCGGGAUGCACGGAAGAUCCUCGGGUGAUUUCUUAAUAAACGUUUGUUUUCUGG